Molecule: messenger RNA, 309 nt
Organism: Ostertagia ostertagi
Lineage: Eukaryota; Metazoa; Nematoda; Chromadorea; Rhabditida; Trichostrongylidae
Source: the annotation of a GenBank genome assembly
AUGACAUCAACAAGAAUUUUCAAGGGUGUCGCUCUAGCUCUCGGCAUCGUGACUGCAGUCGUUGAAAGUGGAGUCAUCGCGAUUGCAGCGAUUUUUAUCUUCGGAUGGUCUGUGCCAAUAUCACUCAUAUGCGGUGUUGUACUCGCUGCCAUCUCACCGGCUGUUACUGUUCCGGUAAUGCUUGACCUGCAAAAUCAAGGACUCGGUACACGAAAGGGCAUUCCAACGCUUGCGCUCGCAUCGGCCACCCUCGACAAUGUGUUCUGCAUCACGGCGUUCUCCGUCAUCACAACGAUAGUGUUUUCUACA